Struthio camelus australis is the source of this 5885-nucleotide messenger RNA. The record is from RefSeq and is a predicted model, not a curated record. Lineage: Eukaryota; Metazoa; Chordata; Aves; Struthioniformes; Struthionidae.
UGAUUAACUACAAUGGGAAUUUCUACAGAAUAAUUUCUGAUUUUCAAAAGAGUGGAGGUUAGUGAGGAAAGAGGGAGUGACUGGUGGACUUCUGAAGAGGACUAUUUAAGUUUACCAGACUAUAGCUUCAAACUACUUGGGACCAUCUGAGAUGAGAGUUGAACAUACUCUACUAUUUCCAAGAAGGAAGAGUUUCCCAGCACGUCAGCCUAAUUAAACCACUGCUUAUCCGUCCAGUCCAGAACUGCUUUGUUUUUCUUCUGUAAUCAUGGCAAAACCUUAUGAAUUUAACUGGCAGAAGCCAGUUCCCUCUUUUAUGCAAGAUGGAGCUGUGUUUGAUAGAUAUGAAGAGGAAUCUUUUGUCUUUGAAACCAACUGUCUCUUUCAAGUGGAUGAAUUUGGCUUUUUUCUGAGCUGGAAAAGUGAAGGAAAGGAAGGACAGGUAUUAGAGUGCUCCCUGAUCAACAGUGUUCGUUUUGGAGCUGUACCAAAGGAUCCCAAAAUACUAACUGCACUUGAGGCUGUUGGAAAAUCAGAAAAUGAGUUGGAAGGACGGAUAGUGUGUGUUUGCAGUGGCACAGAUCUGGUGAACAUCAGCUUCACUUUCAUGGUAGCGGAAAGCACAGAAAUAGCCAAGCAAUGGGUAGAAGGGCUUGGAUCCAUCAUACAUAACUUUAGAGCUAACAAUGUCAGUCCCAUGACAUGUCUCAAGAAACACUGGAUGAAGCUGGCAUUUCUGACGAACACAAAUGGCAAAAUUCCAGUUCGGAGCAUUACCAGAACCUUUGCAUCAGGUAAAACAGAAAAAGUGAUCUUUCAGGCGCUUAAGGAAUUAGGUCUUCCCAGUGGAAAGAAUGAUGAAAUUGAGCCUACAGCGUUUACUUAUGAGAAAUUUUAUGAGCUUACCCAAAAGAUAUGUCCCCGAACUGACAUAGAGGAACUCUAUAGGAAGAUCAAUGGAGACAAAACUGAUUAUUUAACGGUAGACCAAUUAGUGAGCUUUCUAAAUGAACACCAGAGAGAUCCUCGGCUGAAUGAAAUUUUAUUUCCGUUCUAUGAUACAAAAAGAGCAAUGCAGAUAAUUGAGACAUAUGAGCCAGAUGAAGACUUGAAGAGUAAAGGUCUCAUAUCAAGUGAUGGAUUUUGCAGAUACUUGAUGUCAGAUGAAAACGCCCCAGUUUUCCUGGACCGCUUGGAGUUGUAUCAAGAAAUGGACCAUCCUUUAGCUCACUAUUUCAUCAGUUCCUCCCACAAUACAUACUUAACAGGCAGGCAGUUUGGUGGGAAGUCUUCAGUGGAGAUGUACAGACAAGUGCUUUUGGCUGGAUGCAGAUGCGUUGAGCUGGACUGCUGGGAUGGAAAAGGUGAAGACCAAGAACCAAUAAUAACGCAUGGAAAAGCAAUGUGUACAGAUAUUCUUUUCAAGGACGUAAUUCAAGCCAUUAAGGAAACAGCAUUUGUUACGUCAGAGUAUCCUGUCAUUCUUUCAUUUGAAAAUCACUGCAGCAAAUAUCAACAGUACAAGAUGUCAAAAUACUGUGAAGAUCUUUUUGGAGAUCUCCUGUUGAAGCAGCCUCUGGAAACCCAUCCACUUGAUCCAGGUAAAGCCUUGCCUUCUCCUAAUGACCUCAGAAGAAAGAUUCUCAUAAAGAAUAAAAGGCUGAAACCUGAAGUAGAAAAAAAACAGCUAGAUGCUCUGAAAAAGAUGAUGGAGGCUGGUGAAACAGCUGCCCCUGUAAAUAUCCUAGAGGAUGAUAAUGAAGAAGAAACAGAAAGUGCUGACCAGGAAGAAGAAGCACAUCCAGAGUACAAAUUCGGAAGUGACCUUUCUGCAGAUGAUUACUGUCAAAAAGAAGCCGUUGCCAUCAGUGUCAAAAAGGCUGUUGAAGAUUCUGAGCAAGAAAACAAUAAAAAGGGUUUAGUAACUGUUGAAGAUGAACAGGCAUGGAUGGCAUCUUACAAAUAUGUAGGUGCCACAACCAAUAUACAUCCAUAUUUAUCAACAAUGGUCAACUAUGCUCAGCCUGUAAAAUUUCAAGGUUUCGAUGUAGCAGAAGGUAACAUAAAAGAACGCAAUAUUCACCAUAACAUGUCCUCUUUCAAUGAGUCAGUUGGGCUAGGGUAUUUGAAGACCCAUGCAAUUGAGUUUGUAAAUUAUAAUAAACGACAAAUGAGUCGGAUAUACCCAAAGGGAGGCCGAGUGGAUUCCAGUAAUUACAUGCCUCAAAUUUUCUGGAACGCUGGCUGCCAGAUGGUCUCACUGAACUAUCAGACCCCAGAUUUAGCAAUGCAAUUGAAUCAAGGAAAAUUUGAAUAUAAUGGGUCAUGCGGGUAUCUACUUAAACCAGAUUUCAUGCGGCGACCGGAUCGAACAUUUGACCCUUUCUCUGAAACUCCUGUAGAUGGUGUAAUUGCAGCGACAUGUUCUGUACAGGUAAUAUCUGGUCAGUUCUUAUCAGACAAAAAAAUCGGUACGUAUGUAGAAGUGGAUAUGUAUGGUUUACCCACGGACACAAUACGUAAAGAAUUUCGAACACGCAUGGUGAUGAACAAUGGUCUGAACCCUGUUUACAAUGAAGAAUCAUUUGUAUUUCGAAAGGUUAUUCUCCCUGAUCUUGCUGUCCUGAGAAUAGCAGUGUAUGAUGACAAUAAUAAGUUGAUUGGUCAGAGGAUCCUGCCUCUGGAUGGUCUGCAAGCAGGUUACAGACACAUUUCCCUUCGGAAUGAGGGCAACAAACCACUCUCUCUUCCGACAGUUUUCUGCAACAUUGUGCUUAAAACAUAUGUGCCUGAUGGUUUUGGAGAUAUUGUGGAUGCUUUAUCGGAUCCAAAGAAAUUUUUGUCCAUCACAGAAAAAAGAGCAGACCAAAUGAGAGCUAUGGGUAUUGAAACUAGUGAUAUAGCUGAUGUACCAAAUGACACUUCAAAGAAUGAUAGAAAAGGAAAAGCCAAUAAUGCCAAAGCAAACGUGACUCCUCAGAGUAGCUCUGAACUUCGACCAAGUACCACUGCUGGCUUUGGGUCUGGGACAGAUGCUAAGAAAGGUAUAGACCUUAUUCCUCAAGUGAAGAUAGAAGAUUUAAAGCAAAUGAAGGCCUACAUAAAGCAUUUAAAGAAACAGCAGAAAGAGCUGAAUGCCUUAAAGAAGAAACAUGCCAAGGAGCACAGCGCUAUGCAGAAGUUGCACUGCACACAAAUUGACAAAAUAGUGGCACAGUAUGAUAAAGAAAAGGUAUCUUACGAGAAAAUAUUAGAGAAGGCAAUCAAGAAGAAGGGAGGAAGUAAUUGUCUUGAAUUGAAGAAAGAAACUGAAAUUAAAAUUCAGACGCUAACAUCGGAUCACAAAUCUAAGGUCAAAGAGAUUGUGGCACAGCACACUAAAGAGUGGUCUGAGAUGAUCAAUACGCACAGUGCUGAAGAGCAAGAAAUCCGUGAUUUACACUUGAACCAACAGUGUGAACUACUGAAAAAACUGCUGAUUAAUGCACAUGAACAGCAAACCCAGCAGCUAAAAUUUUCCCACGACAGGGAAAGCAAAGAAAUGCGUGCCAACCAGGCUAAAAUAUCUAUGGAAAACAGCAAAGCCAUAAGCCAGGAUAAAUCUAUCAAAAACAAAGCUGAAAGGGAGAGGCGAGUCAGAGAACUGAACAGCAGCAACACAAAAAAGUUCCUGGAAGAGAGAAAAAGGCUGGCAAUGAAGCAGUCAAAGGAAAUGGAUCAGUUGAAAAAAGUUCAACUGGAGCAUUUAGAAGUCCUGGAGAAGCAGAAUGAGCAGCUUUUGAAAUCCUGUCAUGCAGUGUCUCAAACACAAGGUUCUUGGCCUGCCUUAAAUCUCGGUAGAGAACAAGCAUCUUGAGAGUUGAGUCCGUUAGCUGCCACUACCUUCGUGAAUUCACUGCAGCUUUGCCACUGCCUCCACAAGGCUCACCUUCAAGUAUUCUGCUGGUGUGCUCACGUCAGCUCAUGUGCUGUCUCACCCUGACCGUAAACUAGUAAAAGUGGGCAUCCUGAUCCUAUGCUAAUGCGUUCUUUGAAACCAAGUUAACUUUAAAGUAUUUCCGUACGUUAUAUGCUAGCUUGCAGAAUAUUUAUAGGACACUAUGUGCUGGUGUUCAAGUCACAAGCCUAAAACGUAAAAUGUGUGAGUCACUAAGAAGCAAACAAUGGGAUUUUGUUUUAUCUGGAAUUUCAUUUCACACACAGGCACAAUCCAGCCAACAUUUCAGAAGAGGUUGUACAUACUGAUUUAUUUAUUAUGUUUCCAUAUUUUCAUGUUAAAAUUAUUUCUUCAUUACUUUCAAGCUUUUAACUCAUUUAAAUGGAGAGUGUUGAUUAAUUUUUAAUCAUAUUUAUGACAGUUGCUUUGCUGUUAUCAUAAUUACUUUUUUUCCCCAAGAUGAUGAUGAUGAUGAUGAUGAAAGUACAGGACUAGAUUUUUCAAGAGGGCACAUUUAUCACAUAUGCACAAACCCACAUUUACCUUGCAAAAUGAAUAACUGCAUCUCAUUACUUCAGAUCUACAUUUGCCUAUUUUUGCAUAUGCAAAUAUAUUUGCACAUCCAGAAUAGGUGACUCCUUAAAGUAGGAGCUUUUGUAACAAAGUUCCCUGUCUAAGCAACCUUUACAACUUGUUGAGAAACAUAGUUCACACAGAUCAAGUCCAGUAACCAUUCUUCCAUUUAAGAUAGAUAUAGACCACUAAAGCAGUUAUUCCAAAGAAAAGAUUAGCUUGAUUUUCCCUUUCCUAAACCUUCCCUAAUCCGUGGAAGUUUGGUUGUAAAGGUAGAUGGGAUAGCUUGCACCUGGGUCAAGUUAUUCAGAGUUCUUUGGGUUAUGGUUUUAAAUAAAUUCUCAAAUUGAGAGCCCUCAAAGAAAACGAAGGAGGAGCUGGUGUCUUCCAGUUCCUUUUAACUGCAGAACUGCAAACCAAAGCGCAACUUCUAAUCCAUACCUGAGCCACAGGAGGAGUUAGAGUGUGUGUGUGGGAGAAAGAGGAAGAGGGAGAGAGAAAGAGGGAGAGAAAAGAAAGCCACCCCAAAGCUAGGGAUUUCCCAGGCCAGUUACCAUUCAUAUUUAGUGCUUUAACUCUGCUUGCAAAGCCUGAGGCACCUGGAGUUUAAAGCAAGAUCUGGCAUAAAUUCAUCACUGUAUUCUGCAAAACAUGUUUGGAUACAGUUUCAGGUGGAUUCGAUGUGUGUAAUCGCAAGAAGAACGUGCUUAACCUUGAGGUGAAAAACAGCACAUCUGCAGUCAUGAGAGAUGGUUAGGAGCGCCAGGCCAGAUGAAGAUUAUUUUUAAAGAGCUUUCUUGCCAACUGCAAGGAGGAUGUUCCAGUGAAUGAUUUUCAUCAUUCACUGUCUUCUGGAAAGAGAUGGGUCCAGAUCGUAGGUCAACACUCUGGACAUCUCAGGACGUGACACCCCCCGGCACUAACACAGCAGUGAUCUAGCAUGUAUUCUCAAAGCCAUUUGCGUGUCGGGAGUAGUUGAGUCAGCAUCUGCCUAGUUUUCUUCACAGAAAUCAGAGCUUGUGUGUUUUACCAUAUGCUUGCUCAGAAAGAUGACCCAUGACUCUUGGAAUAGGAUCAAAAAUAUUUUCCAAUAAUUUGUAAACAUUAAGAAUUACAUCUGAGUUUGAAAACACAGGGGCAUUUGGGGGGUUAGGAUAAUGUGAUUACAUGUAUCUUCAGUGUGUUUUGCCUAUAUUUCAUUCAGACACUAUCAUAUAAAAAACAUGCUUCACUUUGAACACAAAGUCUAAUGCAAUACUUCACAUGGUUAUUGUGGAUUGCAGGCAAAGGAGAUGCAGCAGAUGGUGAAGCUGGAAGCAGAGAUGGAUCGCAGGCCAGCAACAGUGGUCUAAAGCCUCAACAUGCAAAUUGAAGU